Molecule: messenger RNA, 1233 nt
Organism: Panicum virgatum (switchgrass)
Lineage: Eukaryota; Viridiplantae; Streptophyta; Magnoliopsida; Poales; Poaceae
Exons: 2
Coding region: 451-966 (171 amino acids)
Source: RefSeq, a predicted model, not a curated record
CAAACAAAUGUUUCACAGAUAACUCAUCCAAAGCACGUAGUACAGACUGAUAAUUAGGAGCUAAUACAAUUUUUCGAAAGUAUCUAGAAGAUUUCUGUAAUGGGUGCUAGGAUUUGUGAAUUGUUCCAAACUAUCCUGAACGAAAUCAAGAGUGCACCCUGACGCUGGAAAAGAAAACCAUGGGAGGAAGAGGAACGCCGCAGUCGGCCAGAUGCUGACGUGGAUCCCAAUAAUUUCCGUGGGCCCCACCCGCCACCCCGAGCCGCUCGCCCUGCGCGGUCUGACAAGCCGUUUCAGCGUUUUUAGAGGCCGCUAUAUAUCACACCCGUGCAAAAAGAAGAUAAUUCUUCUCCCCCUCCCACUCUCUCCGUCCCGAGCAAGUCGUCGUCGCCUCCUCCUCCCGAGCUCGCUGUUUGAUUCGAUUCGUGCCACUCGCCGAUCGCUUCUGCUAUGCCGUCGGCGCCAGCCGUCGUGCCGCCGGAGUUGCCGAAGCUUUCGCCGACGUCGCUGCAGGCCCGCCGGCCGCGCUCGCCGCUCGCCAACGGCUCGGCCGCCGGCGACUUCGAGCUGCGGCACUGGCGCACGCCCAAGAAGCGCGCGGCGGCGCCGUGGGCGCCUCCGGUGAUCGAUAUCCCCAACGGCGCCGGGAGCGACGACGACAGCAACAGCAGAGGCGGCGGCGGGCACGGGUACACCAGCCUCCGGGACAUCCUGUCGUCGCCGGAGUACGCCGCGACCGCGGGCGGCUCGCCCGCGGCCUGCGGCGUCAUCGGCGGCGGCUGCGGCAGCUGCGGGGACGUACACAUGAUCCGGCACCCGCUGGUGAAGCACGCGGCGUACGCGUACCUGCAGAUGACGCCGUCCGCGAGGGAGGACCCCGGCCGCCGCGGCCGGCGCUGGCGGGGCCCGCUCUGCCGCCUCCUGCGAGGCUGCCUCAGCUUCAUCGGGGCGCUCUUCCGGCCCUGACUCCACCGGCGACACCGCGCUUGCGGUUCUUGGUUGCAAUUUCUUCUGUCUUCCCUUGCUCUUCCGGUUCUUGUGUGAUUAGAAUUUUUCUUAGCAUUCUCUGUUUUUUUGGCGAGGAUUGUAUUAGAAUUUUCGUGCUUUCCAUUGAAUUGUAAUUUGUGUAAAUAAUUUGCUAGGAUUAGGCACAAAUGGAGAUGAGAUUAUAGCAGGAAGAGAAAUGAUUAAUCGCGCACUGACAGCAUAUCAUUAGUUAGCUUGAUUCUGCCA